Stegostoma tigrinum is the source of this 4831-nucleotide messenger RNA. RefSeq lists its product as uncharacterized. Gene Ontology annotation, biological process: protein polyubiquitination; ubiquitin-dependent protein catabolic process. The transcript has 20 exons. The record is from RefSeq and is a predicted model, not a curated record. Lineage: Eukaryota; Metazoa; Chordata; Chondrichthyes; Orectolobiformes; Stegostomatidae. The coding region runs from base 340 to 3615 and encodes 1091 amino acids. Gene Ontology annotation, molecular function: protein binding; ubiquitin protein ligase activity.
GGUGGUGUGUCGGGUUGGGGGACGUUGUCCGUUGGACAUCGAUCAACCCGCGCCCAGCCUUCAAGGUCCGGCUUCACAAACGAGCGAGGAGGAUAACCGGCCGUUCGCGGCAGCGUUUCGACGAUCGUCCGAGGAUUCGGCGGGAGGAGGGGGAGCGGCCGUCGGGAAGGGAGAGCGAGAAAGGGAAGAAAGAGGCGUCGGUUGCCAUGGGAGCGGCGACAUGUUGAGAGGCUGAGUGGACCCCGGUCCCGGGCCAGAGACGAGGCUGCUUCCCCGGCUUCACAUCCGUAAACAUACACACACACGCACAGAGGCAGACAGACAGACAGGGACUAAGCGAUGGAUGACUGCAACUUGAGGAAGUUGUCGCUCUCGGCCGGGACGCUGGACCCUCCCUUCAACCCCUCCAUCCUCAACUACAAAGUGACACUGGGCAACGACGCGGUCAAUCUGACCGUCUACCCGGUGACCAGCGACAACCACGCCACGUACCAAGUCAUUGGUACAGGUGGUAGUAAAACGGUCGCUCUCCAAGAUGGCCUAAAUAAAAUUGAGAUUGAAGUUGCUGCAGAAGAUGGAACUUUGAAGCGGUAUAAAAUAGAGGCAACCAAGCUCAGUUCAAGUACUCCAUUACUAAGUGGACUGAAAAUAGCUGAAAAGUUGCUGCUUGAUCCUCCAUUUUCUAUCAAUGAAUAUAAAUAUACAUGUACAGCACCACUAAAUAUGAUCAGUGUAGUUGUUCAACCAAUUGCCCCAGACCGUAAUAUGAAAGUGUCUGUAAAUGGUUCAGAAAUCGGGAAUCAAACAUUCCUAAAUAUAGGACAUACCAAAGUCGAUGUGAAUGUUACGUCAGCAGAUGGCGCUAAUUCACAGAUGUAUCAGAUCAUUAUCUCCCGGGUACAGUUUCCGUGGUCUAUUAAUUUCACAGAUCACAAUGAUGCCCUCGAGUAUGAGUGCCCAAUAUCCCUAAGGGCUUACUACCAGCCUGUCUCUAUCAAAGGAAGUGAUCCCAAGCACAUAUUCUCAUCAUCGUGCAUUAAGUUCCUCACUCGAAAGACAAAGUGUGAUCCUUUUGAUGAUACUCCCUUUGAUGCACAGUGGUGUGUUUCAGAAUAUGAGGUGGAUAAAAGAAUGUCUGCUGCUUCUGUUUACUGUUGCUACAGAUAUAGAGGUUGUACAAGUACAGUUGAGCUGUCAGAUCUUGGAAACCAUUCAUUGGAGUGUCAGUUUAAGCCACCAGCUGAACUGGAUUCAAAGGAUGUGACUGGAACUUCAUGGUAUCAAACAGAGUUUGGCCUCACAAGCAAACCAAGACACCAAUUCAGACACACUGUAGAGCUGCGUAACUGGGAAAAGAACCUGCGUGAACGUGCAAAUGAAGGCAAUGUUGAGAAACACUGCAGCAAUGCCAGAAAUGAAAUUAAAAAUUACAGAGAAUUGGUUUCCAAAUCAGUGCCUUACUAUGAAGAUGGAAAAUCACCUCUGGAUGCCUUGCAUAAGGCAGCGGUGGACUAUGCCUUGGCUAUAAAAUUGAAACCAAAGGACCCAGCACUGCAUUUCCACCUAGGUGUGGUGUUAGAGGAACAUUACUAUGCAGCUUAUACAUACGGUGUGGUGAAAAAGAUUGAAGAACAGGGUGCAGAAAAGCUGUCUGCAGCUGAGGCCUCCGGUAGAAAUGAUGAAAUUGCAGUCAUUUGUAGACUUCACGGCUUUAAAGCAGAUUGCACACUACAGCAACAACUGAAGGCAUUGGACAUGGAAUACCACCAAUUAAAGGAACAGGGACAGUCUGCCAAGUCUGAUUACGUACAGACACUCUACAACUGGAAAGCUCAGCAAACAGGGAAGGAUGGUAAAUUGAAACCAGUGGUCUCUGAUGAACAAAAGUACAUCGAAUGGUGUCUGCUGAAAUACAUGGAUGCCUUGUCUCUUCAGCCUCAAAGCUGGGAAUACAAUUUUCAUGUUGGCCGCUUGUAUCUGUUCCAAAAAAAGAACAAGGAUGCACUGAAGCAUUUACAGAUAGCACUAGCACAGAAACCAACAGAUCCUUCCAUUAGGUUUUAUGCUGGUCUGCUUGUGCUAGAUCGGGAUGAUGGUCUGGGUCCUCAAACACGCUAUGCCAUUCAAUACCUCCAACAGGGCUUAGAGCAAUUACUAGCUAACCUUCAAACUCCAAAUGAUGACCCACCAGAUCAUGGAAUCUCAUUUCUUCGGGCAUUAGAUACAUUUUCUCUUCAGAACAUUCACUUGAUCAAAGGGAUAUACAGGCUAGGAACAUUUCUCUUCAAUCCACCAGCAGGACUACCUGAAAAAACAAUGUCUCCCGAACAGGUUCUUCACUUUGCCGUAGAUUUAGCUUCCCGAAGUCUGUGCAAAUAUCCGUAUCGUGGAACUUUAAGUAAGGAUUUGGAAUCGCUACUGCUUGAGGCUCAUUUUACCCUUUUAGAAUUACUUGCCCAUCAGACGUUGGUGAAUGAGGAUUUGGUUUCUAAAAGAUGUCAGGCGUUGUCUGGACUGUUAAAAAAUACCAAUCUUGAAACCAGUUCAGAACAUCUAGAUAUGCAACGAACGGUAUGCCAAUUAAGAGUGCAAACAACACCCUGCAACAGUAAUGCUCUGUACAUGCUUGGCUUGGCGUUGAUGUCUGAAUAUGACAAUGAGCCCAGUAAAGAUACAACAAUUCUCCUUGAAGAUGCCUGCCUUUGUUUUCGAGCCAGCAUCAGCCUGGAGAACAAACCAGUCGUUGGACCACCACCAGAAGACCUGACUAAACAGAAAUGGUGGCGGGAUUGGAAAAUGGACGAGACCCUAAAAGCUCAGCAGCAGCAGCAGCAAAAUCAGCAACAACAGCAGCAGCAGCAGCAGCAGCAACAGGCAAUGAAAGGCACAGCACCAACGGCUCCUGCUCCUCCGAAAGGUGCAGCAGCAAGAGGCAGGGCCCCUGGCGCGAGAGGAGCUGCAGCAGCUUCUCAAAAAGCUGCUAAUGCCCCCCGUGGUAGAGGGGGCAGGGGACGUGCUGGUGCCAAGAUUGUAACUCCCACAAGACAACCUGAACAACCGGCUGGAAAAGAUGCAGUCCCUGGUACCUCCACUGGCACUGGUCAAGGUGGUAAGCCAUCACCAAUUCCCCCUGCCAUAAACCCAGUUUCUUUUGCCUAUCGCUUAGCACUGGCUCGUGCUUUGUCACGCUUGGAUGAAUUAUCUGCUGAGGCCCAGAAUUACUACAAUGAAGUGAUCAAAAUGGCACCAGGGGUGCAUGAUGCUUACAUCGAAUUAGCAGAACUUCUCCUCAAGACCAAUCCCCUGCAAGCAGUGGAUGUUUAUAGCAAAUUUCCUUUGAAACCCAUUAAUUCACAAACAUUUGAUGAUGCUUUCAUUACUGGAGAGAUCGUUCGCCUGUUAAUGAAGUAUGAAAAGUACGAUGACAAGCGCCUGGCUCCAAACUUGAUUGCGUAUGGGAGAGUGAUGGGACUAGCUUCCAUUGAUAACUACAUCAACACCCUUGAUCGGAAAAUGAAGAACGAGCUUUUGAUGAAAGUCUAUGCAGGAAUCCAUGAUAAGCCCAUCGAAGAUACAGAACUUCAAGCAUUCUUCACUUUCAAACACUGGAUAUAGGAUGCCUUGUUAUUGGCAAUAAAGUGUCACAAAUGCACAGUCUGCGUAGCAAGAUUUCAGGGUUAAAAGUUAACCUGUUGAAUGGAAUCAUAUGUUGUCAAAAGGUUUUUGUCAAUUGUGUUAAAUUUUGUAUCAACCUGAAGAAGCAGCAAUUUUGUGUGUUUUCCUUCCUUUCAAUUCACUAAACAUUCUGUGAGUUCAAAAGUGUUUUAUGGUUUGCGUCAUCGUUAGCAUUUCUGAAGUAAAUGUUUCUUAAGUAACAGAAGCUGAUAAUAAGAUGAUGGGACUGUUUUUACUAAGUAACUUCCAGGAUUAGAAUUUUUUGGUUACUUACUCAACUGGAUAAUUUAAUUAAUUUCUGGGAAACUGGUAUUUGUACAGAGAAGUUCAAUACAACUAACUAUGUCUUGUACUAUGAAUGCUUCACAAGAACCUAUUUUACCACAGCACUGUCACACAACUUCAACCCAAUAACUUGGGCUAACCAUAUGUUUCACUUGCUGGCAAUCUUGUAGAACACUGCACUGAAGAAUUGUCAAGCUAUUUAGUGCCCAAAUACCUGACAUUUUUUCACCCUACUCCACUUUAAAAAUGAAUAUUGAAUGAGUAAUUUGUACUUAAAUACUAUAAGAUAAUUCUUUAUUGUGUAACCUGCCCCGAUAUGAAUUAAAUGACUGAAUUCACAUUGUUCAAGUACAUUGUGGUCAAUUGCAGCUAAAUUGAGCAGUUGCCGCAAAUAGUUUUUAUGUGUCCCCUUCCUGUCCCACACAGGUAGCCCUCUACAUCAUCAGUACUUUGGAUAAUCUAGUUUCAUUUAGUCAGCAAGAGAUAUUUCAUUACAAUCCAGUGUUAUGCUCCCAAUCUGAUUUUUCCCACCCUUUGCAAGGUCAUUUCUACAACAAAAACAUUCAACAAUAGUGGGUAAUUUAUAGGAUUGCUCAUGGCAAUAUCCUGGUAAAUUACCUUCAAAUUCUGGAGAGUUGGCAACUCAACAUAAACAGAAAGAAAAUACCUCAAAAUCCUCGUCCUCACCUUCACACUAUGACAUUAACAACUGACACUACAGACCGCUGUACCUACUUUAAAACCAAGUAUAAAAACUGAAAAUGCUCAGCACAUCUGACACUAUUUAACUCUUAAAUGUUUCAGAUGACUGAUGUUAUACCCCUAACAUGUUCCGGUUCUGAUGAAACAGAUUUUUAGGAAGCAUGAAGGA